This is a messenger RNA of Xenia sp. Carnegie-2017, 1202 nucleotides long. RefSeq names its product ribonuclease Oy-like. Gene Ontology annotation, biological process: RNA catabolic process. Gene Ontology annotation, cellular component: extracellular region. The record is from RefSeq and is a predicted model, not a curated record. Lineage: Eukaryota; Metazoa; Cnidaria; Anthozoa; Malacalcyonacea; Xeniidae. The coding region runs from base 314 to 1042 and encodes 242 amino acids. Gene Ontology annotation, molecular function: ribonuclease T2 activity; RNA binding. The transcript has 10 exons.
UGGUGUAUUGAAAGAAUUCGAAAACAAAGAUGUACUUGUGGCCAAAAUAUGCCAAACAAAUACUUUUUUACAAAGAAACAAAGCGCCUCGCUGAACAUCAAUUUGGUGAACUAUGUGCUCGAGGCGUUCUUCCAUAAACAUCUGUUAACAUUUAUCUUCUUGUGAAAACGUGAACAUUAAUUAAACGAUGUAACAAACAGCGAGGAGCAACUCUUAAUACUAAAACAAACAUUGCUAUGUCGAAAAUAUUGACUUGGAAAUAAUAUAAGAUUUACCGAGAAGACAAGUCUUCGUUUUAAUUAAAGUUGAAGAUAUGUGUUUAAAAGGAAGUUUGCUCUUGCUGUUUUCAUGUGUAGCAUUGUCAGCAAGCCGAUCUGUGAACAUUACUAACUAUGAUUAUGAUCAUUUUGUUUAUGCUCAACAAUGGCCCCAAAGUUUCUGUGAUUGUAGUGAAUAUCGCUGUCGGAUUCCUGAAAAGGUGAAAACCUGGACUGUCCAUGGGCUUUGGCCUACUCUAGGAAAGACAGAAAAACCAGAUUACUGUAAUAGAUCAUGGCCAUUUGAAGAAUAUGAAAUUUUGGAUAUUGAAAACAAGCUUGAAAAAUUUUGGCCUUCCCUUGAGGAUUCUAGUCGGGACUCUAGGAUAUCAUUUUGGCAACAUGAAUGGAAGAAACAUGGAACAUGUUGUACCGAUUUGACAUAUCUGGACAGUGAACACAAAUACUUUAUCAUAGGACUACAGCUGAACAGAAAAUAUGAUAUAUUGAGUAUAUUGAAUGAUGCCAAUAUUGUACCUAGCCGAUCACAAACAUAUAAGCUACAUGAAAUACAUAAAGCUGUGCAGGGGAAACUUGGUUAUGUACCAGCAUUUCUUUGCUGUAAAAAUGAUAGCAAACAACGAGUGGAGGAAGUCAGGAUAUGUUUUGACAAACAACUGAAUCUAAUUGAUUGUAAAACAGGUGAUGAGGAAUGUACGAACAAUGUUCCUAUAUAUUACGAACCAUUGAAUCCAUACCCAGGAAAUAUAGUUCACCCUACGUAGUUUCCAGUACUCGCAAAUGGAAAAACUCCCUUUAUCAUGUAUUUACUUUCUUUGUUUCAUUAGCUAAUAUUUUAUCGUAUUUUUAAUCAACCAUUGACUUAUAACUUAAGCAAGGAAUUUUUAUGCAUUGAUUCAUACCACAAUAUAAUAUGAUUUUUCA